UCCAAGAGGCGGUUCCCUUUUCCCUCCAUCACCUCCGCCAGCCACCUCUCUCUCUAUCCCUGUCUGCCUUAGGGUUUCUCAUUUUCCGAAGCCCCGCCAUUUUGACUCUCCUCUGUCCUUCAUCUUCUUUCUGUCGGUUCGAAUCUCCCGUCGUCGGUCGGUCCGAAUCUCCCGUCGUCGGUCGGUCCGAAAAGAAGAGAUCGAUCGCGUGCAUUAAUGAUAGAGAGAUGUCUGUGAAUUUGACAAGAGAUGCUAUCGCUAUGGUGAGCGAAGGGAAGCAGGACAUAAAGCCUGUUCUUCAGGUUUACGACAUUAAAUUGGUUAUGUCGCAGGCUGCAAAUGACAGAUACAGAUUGCUUCUCUCAGAUGGCACCCACAUGCAGCAAUCUAUGCUUGCUUCUCAAUUGAAUCAUUAUGUUAAGUCGGGACAGCUGCAGAAGGGCUCUAUAGUUCAAAUGAUCGAGUAUAUUUGCAAUACUAUACAAAAUCGCAAGAUCAUUAUUGUGAUCAACCUGGAAGUAGUGCUCGAUAAGUUUGAUAUAAUUGGUGAGCCAAAACUCUAUGUGGGUGCUUCUGCAAAUGGUCCAGCUGCACCGCAGGUUGAGUCUGUUCCAGCAAAAUCUUCUCCUGUUCUGUCCCGACCAGCAACUGGAAAUGCUCAGCCUUAUGGUGUUCCCUAUGCUGCUGGCCAUCUUGGGGAAGGGCCAAAUCCUGGGGGAUCUUCUCUGCAUCCCAAAGCUGAAACUGGGGCUAGUGUUACUAACAUUGCCAAUGGCAAAAAUUAUGGUAUUUCAUCACAUAGUAAUAUGGCCAACCAGAAUCAGACUUCAAAUAUGCAUGGGCGAGCAACUCCACAAUCAAUAUAUCAGCCAACUCCAUCAUAUGUCAAUAGGGGGCCUAUUGCUAAAAAUGAAGCUCCUGCUCGAAUUAUUCCAAUUGCUGCGUUAAACCCAUAUCAGGGAAGAUGGACAAUUAAAGCAAGAGUCACGUCAAAAAGUGAGCUUAGGCGGUACAACAAUCCCAGAGGAGAGGGCAAAGUUUUUUCUUUUGAUCUGUUAGACUCUGAUGGUGGGGAAAUUCGUGUUACUUGCUUCAAUUUGGUGGCAGAUCAGUUUUAUGAUAGGAUCAAUGUAGGUAAUGUAUACUUGAUAUCCAAGGGAAGUCUAAAGCCUGCGCAGAAGAACUUCAAUCACCUUAAUAAUGAAUGGGAAAUACUUUUGGAGUCAACUUCAACAAUAGAGCCAUGCUUGGAGGAAGAUAGCUCUAUCCCUAGGCAGCAGUUUAAUUUUAGGCCUAUCAGUGAAAUUGAGAGCAUGGAGAACAACUCAAUGGUUGAUAUAAUUGGGGUAGUUGUCUCAGUGCAUCCUUCUUCUACCAUAAUGAGAAAAAAUGGUACAGAAACGCAGAAAAGAACUCUUCAGUUGAAGGACAUGUCAGGGCGAAGUGUUGAAUUAACCAUUUGGGGUAACUUUUGCAACGUGGAAGGACAAAGGCUGCAAGAAAUGUGUGACUCCGGAAUGCGUCCCGUUUUGGCUGUGAAGGCUGGUAGAGUAAGUGAUUUCAGUGGAAAAUCAGUUGGGACGAUUUCUACGAGCCAGCUAUUCAUUGAUCCUGAGUUUCCAGAGGCUCAACGAUUAAGGGAGUGGUUCAAUAGGGAGGGAAAAAAUGUGGCUACUCCAUCCAUUUCAAGGGACAACUCAAUGUCGGGAAAAACAGAUGUUCGGAAGACUGUGUCACAGAUUAAGGAUGAAGGUCUUGGUAGAGCAGAGAAGCCAGAUUGGAUCACUGUGAAAGCAGUUGUUGCAUUUGUAAAGGUAGAUAACUUUUGCUAUACUGCAUGCCCCUUGAUGGUUGGUGAUCGGCAGUGCAACAAGAAAGUUACUAAUAAUGGUGAUGGGAGGUGGCACUGCGACAGGUGCGACCAAGAUAUACCUGAAUGUGACUACAGAUAUCUUCUCCAGUUCCAGAUACAAGAUCACACUGGCAUCACAUGGGUAACCGCAUUUCAGGAGGCUGGGGAGGAAAUAAUGGGAGUCUCAGCUAAAGCCUUGUAUAUGUUGAAACAUGAAGAACAAGAUGAUGUGGAGUUUGGUAAGGUUAUAAAAACUGUUCUCUUCAAUCAAUACCUGUUCAAGCUUAAAGUGAAGGAGGAGAUUUACAGUGAUGAGCAACGGGUCAAGUCCACUGUCGUGAAGGCAGAAAGACUGAAUUUUGCAGCUGAAUGCAAUUGCCUUUUUGGUUUGAUUGGAAGGCUCUCAAGGGAUGAGCUGCAAACUAAUCCUGCAACAAUCUCACAUGGAGGAAACAGUUAUGAGAUGAACAGUGCAAGUGGCUACCGAAGUGCUGUGAGUGGCUAUGGUGGAAAUUCUCUUGGUGGCAACACAGGUAGCAACACUGAUGGAUACAAUGCUUCAUUGGCAUACCAAUCUGGUUUUAUGGGUAGUGGACAAGGUGGUGGUAGGCCUCUCAACUCCUUUUGUAACAAAUGUGGUGGCACAGAUCACAAUCCUAUGAACUGUCCAGGGCUAAGAGUAGCCGGCGCACAUACAGUGGGAAGUUUUGGAAACAGGCUGCCUGGUGCUGGUGUAGAUGUUGGUGCUACUGGGGAGAACCGAUGCUACAAGUGCAAUCAAAGUGGACACUGGGCAAGAGAUUGUCCUGGACCCAACGCUACUCCUAUCUAUGGAGUCCCUGGUGGUGGUGGAUACGGGGUGAGAAGCAAUAACUAUGGCGGCCGGUAUUAGAUAUUGUAUAAUGGGGAAGUGAUCUCUACAAGUGGCUGACAAGCCAAUUAUGAAAUUUGAGAUUCUCUAAUGGGUCUUGCUGCCCCACUUUGGUCUUACGUGGCAAACCUGUAAACGCUGCGGCUGUCAAUUUCCAGUUAGUUUUAAAUAGAAACUGGAUGGAGAGAAAAGUGCGUAAACCACUGAGCUUUUUGUAGCCAGACUUGCGGCCAAUGCACCAAGCCAGUCUUAUCGAGUGCUGGUCGUUGUUACCUUGUUUUUUGUAAUAUAUUUACUAUGCGUUCCUUUCCUAGUCA
Molecule: messenger RNA, 3040 nt
Organism: Nymphaea colorata (pocket water lily)
Lineage: Eukaryota; Viridiplantae; Streptophyta; Magnoliopsida; Nymphaeales; Nymphaeaceae
Product: replication protein A 70 kDa DNA-binding subunit A-like
Exons: 3
Coding region: 228-2744 (838 amino acids)
Biological process (GO): nucleotide-excision repair; meiotic cell cycle; double-strand break repair via homologous recombination
Cellular component (GO): nucleus; DNA replication factor A complex
Molecular function (GO): single-stranded telomeric DNA binding; damaged DNA binding; zinc ion binding
Source: RefSeq, a predicted model, not a curated record